Candidozyma auris is the source of this 4221-nucleotide messenger RNA. RefSeq names its product tRNA (guanosine(18)-2'-O)-methyltransferase. Gene Ontology annotation, molecular function: tRNA (guanine) methyltransferase activity; RNA binding. The transcript has a single exon. Lineage: Eukaryota; Fungi; Ascomycota; Pichiomycetes; Serinales; Metschnikowiaceae. Gene Ontology annotation, biological process: tRNA methylation. Bases 1 to 4221 code for a protein of 1406 amino acids. The record is from RefSeq and is a predicted model, not a curated record.
AUGUCUCUACCGCUAAAGCUGGUGGCUGGGAUCCUCACUGACGCUCAGAAGGCAGCAAUCGCCCUGACGUUGGCUCAGGAUCUUAGCUCUAGUGAGAAUUCUAUGGCAUUGGCAGAUCUCAUCAGAGACGUAGAUGAAGAUACAAUGAAAAAGAUCUUGCCAAAUGUGAAAGAAGAAUGUUUGAAGGCAGUUAGCAGUGGGGACUCAGAGGCAACAACUAGCACGAUAAACUAUGCGAACUCCUCAGCUGAGAUUUGUACUGCCAUUUUGCAGCACGUUCUACAGUUAUUAGAAGCAUCUCUUGAAGGUGUGCAGAUAUUAAGAAAAGGAGAACAUUAUGGCUCAGAGGAACCGUUGCGGAACGAGGAAAUUUUCAAUGUUGUUCAAUUCUUGGCCCAAUUUUUUCUGAAUGUGUCUCUCGAAGCUAACCCUUUGGCUGAGAAAGUGGAUGAGGUAGUUCUACUCUUUUUGGGUCACAUCGACGAUGAGGUUUCAAGAAUGGCUUUAAGUGCCAUUCGCUGGAGAGUUGAAUCAAUUGCAACUCGGGCUUCUCGAGAUGAACAAUUUGCUACGUAUUUGUGGAACAUUGUAUUUGAUCUGUUGCAGCCACUCGCCACGAAACAACACACUCACAAUGCAUACGGGUUGUGGCUUCGAUUGGUAAGCACUAAAAACGUAAAUCUUCUGGAUGACCUGUAUUUCCAGAACUCGGUGGUAAGCAAAGACAAUUACUGGAAAACCCUUCAAAAGGGACUAGCUGGCAAUUCUCACGAAAUUAGAAAGUUCUGCUUGUCUAUUCUCCGGUUCUCACUCCAGUCUAUAAGCAAGUCAUUUGAUACGGAAGCUCUUCUGUGGGAUAUGGCCUACGUAAAGGAAGGCUUGGAGGAAUGGAGCACGUAUACAACCCUUUAUGAGAUUGUGGGUAUCGACACAUCGUUGCACCAAGCACAAGGUGCCCAGAAUGAGAUCUUGGACUUGUUUACACCUGAGUCACGUAUACAUCCCUCUUGGGGCUUCUGCCUUCUCAGCACUGGGUUCAAGUCUUCUAUGAACUCAGUGAGGAAGUAUUCUGCUCAGCUAUUGCUCUCGAUCAAAUCUGAAAAUCUUCAUCUACUCAAGUAUGGCUUGCCAUACUUAAAGGAGACUUUCUUGCCAUACAUGCUUCAGUCUUCACACUUUACUGUCAGACCCUCGAACUCCCUCACUAACGAGUUGAGCUGCGUUUACGGAGCACAGCUAGUGAACUUCAUCGCUAAUGUUUUCCACUCUUUGAAAACACAGGAAGACUAUGACAUGGUAAGCUCCUCGAUUCUAGAGGUCCUUGUCAGCAUUAGAGAGACGUUUGACGCGGUAAAGAUCUACACAGCAUUGGGGAUUUUGAAGGGCUUGCAAGGAAAGCACGUCUUGCGUUAUGGGAUUUGCGACAAAUUAAUCGUAAAGCUUUUCGAUGAUUUUUCUGAGGGUGAGCUCUUCCGGAGAGCUUUACAGACAACCAUCUUGAAAUUGAUCUUGUGUUUCAAGCUCGAGAACAUCGAAAAUUUCAACUCCAUUAUGAACACUUUCAUCAAUUUUAAUGGAACCGAAAUUGUUGUUGAAAACCAAAGAGAGAUACUUGAAUAUUUAAAACAAUCACAAGUUACCUCGACCGAUAUACUCAAUCACCUCAAAGCUUCAGGUGUAAUAAUCCAUUCCUCAUUCCUUUGGUAUAUUUUUAUGAAGAUGACUGACUCGAUGGAAGAUGUAACGGAAUUGUUACAAAAGGCAGAUGACCAAACGACUCUUUCAUUAACGGCAUACGACUUCAGAGUCGGACAAAUGAAACACCUCGACGCAAGACUAGGUGUUAUCAUCGAAAGGGCUAUUGAAGGUAAGGAAAUUGAGUCCACAUACUCUAUUCUAUCGAGGAUCCCUAAUCAAAACUUGCCAUUGACUGGCGAUGUUAACAUCGAGAACCUUUGGGAUCUGUUAACAUUGAACUUCCAGUCUGAUAAGUUCGACGAACUUCUUUUGGGUAUGAGUAAACUCAAAUUUUUGAAUAAUGUUGUUCCUUUGGCAAAACGUACCAAGGGCCUCUCUGAAGCGAUGGAGCUUCAAGAGGUGAUGUUUUCGAACUCCACUGGUUUAAAGUCUCGAAAUGAUUACUACAAACUAAGGGAAGAAGGUAUUGGACAGCUUCACAUUCACUAUCAGCGAAUUCUUGAAAGACACUACGAGCCAGAAAUGGAUUCAGUGCUUAUUAGUACGCUCGCUUUCGGCACAACACAUGCAACCACUCUUAGAGCAAUAUGCUUUAUCAUUCUUCUAAUGCUUGAGCAAAAGGCUCACGACGAAGCGGCUAUCACAGCUGCUAUCUUUGGUAUGUGCGAGUCAUGGGAGGAGCUCAGCAAUGAGCGCCUUAGGCUUUCCGAGAAAGAAUUGCACUGGGCUUGUAUUGAUGUGAUGUUUCAUCCUGUCAUUCUCGACAAAGCCUGCAAUGAGGAGUUUGUGAGUGAUGCUGUGGGAGCUUUCUCACAGUCUAUAAUAGAGAACUCUUACGGAAGACGUGGCUUGAUUCCAAGAAUGAUCAAGCGCCUCUCAGAUUAUCAAGUCCAAAAUCCUUCAAAAUUUGAGCUGCUCUCUUUUAUCCCGGAAGCUCUUGUACGCAUAGCAUGCCAUCGCCAGGUUGCGUCGCAUGCAUUCAAGAUUGAACCGCUCAUUGGUGAAAUCUACGAUAGAGAGCUUGCGCCUGCUCAGUCAAGCAUAUAUGAGAACGUGUACGGUCCUGAAGAAAUCCUGGGGAAGGUGUGGCUUUUUGCCAUUCUCAAUUCAAUAAAGUCAGAAAGACUUGCUACUGCUUUGAUUGAUUGUAUUCUUGGCGAAAACGAUGAAUUUCGCAUGGUUAACAUUACGAAACAAACGGACGGAUUUGAAGAAUUCGUGAGAUGUCUGUUGGCAAAAGUUAUCUUGUCAGUAAUCAACAAAGUAUCAUCUGAGAAGGUUAGGCUGGGUUACUUCGAGAAGUUCAAUUAUUUCAUUGAGAACGAUCCCAGUCCUUUAGUGAGGAUCUAUUUUGAAUGGGUCAUUGCUCUUCAUUUACUCAAGAACCAUGCAUUAUCCGAAAUUUAUUUUAAAAAGGUGGCCGAUUCGUUGGAGUCACACGAAAUGAAACCUACAACGGUGACCAUUUACGAAAGAAUUUUGUACUUGAUGAUCACAUCUCUCGACGAAAAUCUUGAGACAAAAUACUUGACUAGACUUUUGACCAUAAUUGUUCCUGCCGCAUCAACAAACAAAGCCAUAACUCGUCAUUUCUCGAUGUCGCUAGCUACCUCUGUUCAUGAGGAGAUUUCAAGAAAGCACUUGCCAUUAGAUGAAACGCUAAUCACCUUGGUGGAAAAUAUGUACAAAAGUGCUGUGGCUUCGAGCGCCUUUGGACAGUACAGAAGUGGAGAUGCUCUUUUAUGGGAUAUCGUGAACGAUUUCGACUUGGUGAGUAUCUCAGGUGGCAUUUUGCUUAGACUCUGUGACAGAGAAAUUGACUUCGUUACUACUGAGCAAUUCAACCGCUACCUCACAAAGGAACAAAAAGAGAUUUUGAACUGUCCGGUCGGAAGAGACCGCAUACACCUCUGGGUCGCCAAGAUCAAAGCAGAUCAGCAACACAACAGGGACCUUGAGGAGGCAAGUGCUGCAUCUCUGAUGCCAUUGCAAACAAAGAGUGGCGCUUGGAGUAUGGUGAUGGAUGUGAAAGAUUCAGCCACUGGUGACGAUGUGAAACGCAGUGACCUCAUUGUUGUGGCGUCCUUAGUUUCGAAGGCGCCUAAUCUUGGAGGAAUAUGUCGACUCUGCGAUGUUCUUGGGGCCGGAUUGAUGACAAUCUUCGACAUGAAGAUGACAAAGAAUGCACAGUUCAGAAACGUUGCUGUCACAGCUGACUGUUGGAUGCCGAUGAAGGAAGUGCCUUCAUCCGAUGUCAGAGACUACCUCAGGGAAAAGAAGAUGGAGGGUUAUACCUUGAUUGGCCUCGAACAAACCGACAAAUCAGUUGUGCUCAAUAGCGAGCUCAAGUUCCCCAAGAAGUCUCUCAUCUUGCUUGGCAGAGAGAAGGAAGGAAUCCCUGGUGAACUUCUUGUUGAAUUGGACUUUUGUGUUGAAAUCAAACAGGUGGGGGUUGUCAGAUCCAUGAACAUCCAGACCGCUACAGCAGUUAUUUGCCACGCUUAUUCUCUGCAGCAUUGCUAA